AUGGAACCUGAGUUUUCUGAAACAGAGGAAAAGCUCAAGGAAGAAGAAGAAGAAGAUGAUCGUGACGAAAAGUUUCAUCUCUUUGGCCGCCGGAAGCCGGUGCACUCCGCCCUCGGUGGCGGCAAAUCUGCCGAUGUGAUCCUAUGGCGAAACAAGCAAAUCUCGGCUGCAUUGCUGGCGGGCUCAACCGUGAUAUGGCUUCUGUUCGAGUGGGUCGGUUAUCGACCCGUCCCUUUCAUUUGCCACUCUCUCAUAUUCUCCUUAGCCUCUCUCUUUUUGUGGUCAAAUCUCUCCUUCUUCAUGAACAAGUCUCCUAUUAGCUUCCCAGAGAUUGUACUUUCAGAGGACAUAUGCAAAAAUGCUGCUCUCUUACUAAUUGAAAGAUGCAAUAAGGCAAUAGGUUUCUUAUGGGGAGUGGCUUCUGGAAAAGAUAUCAAGAAGUUUCUCACUGUAAACUCUCUUUAUUUUGAGAAAAAAUGGGCACUUGUGAAAUAUGGAAACUUAAUUGUGAUAAUAUUACAGGCAAUAUUUGCACUAUGGUUUGUCUCGAUUUUCGGCAGCUGGUUCGACUUCCUGACUAUUGUAUAUAUCAUGUUCGUGAUGAUACUGACAAUGCCAUCGGUGUACGAAAAGCAUGAAGAUCAAGUGGAUAACUAUGCUCUCAAGGCAAAAGCUCAGCUCAAGAAACAAUACAGCCAACUGGAUGAGAAGGUCCUUCAGAAAUUACCAAAAGUUCCUUUCAUCACAGACAAUAAGCAACACUAA
Messenger RNA from Striga hermonthica, 765 nucleotides. NCBI's taxonomy places the organism in Eukaryota, Viridiplantae, Streptophyta, Magnoliopsida, Lamiales, Orobanchaceae. The record is from the annotation of a GenBank genome assembly.